Chrysochloris asiatica (Cape golden mole) is the source of this 636-nucleotide messenger RNA. Its product is annotated as 40S ribosomal protein SA-like. Lineage: Eukaryota; Metazoa; Chordata; Mammalia; Afrosoricida; Chrysochloridae. Gene Ontology annotation, cellular component: 90S preribosome; cytosolic small ribosomal subunit. The transcript has a single exon. Gene Ontology annotation, molecular function: structural constituent of ribosome. Gene Ontology annotation, biological process: cytoplasmic translation; ribosomal small subunit assembly. The coding region runs from base 1 to 636 and encodes 211 amino acids. The record is from RefSeq and is a predicted model, not a curated record.
AUGGAAACCCCAGCUGAUGUCAGUGUCCUAUCCUCCAGGAAUACUGGUCAUCAAGCUGUGUUGAAGUUUGCUGCUGACACUGGAGCCACUUCCGGUAGCCUCAGCUUUUGGUGGUUACUGAUCCUAAGGGUUCACCACCAACCUCUCACAGAAGCAUCUUAUGUUAACUUGCCCACUAUUGCCUUGUGCACACAGAUUCUUCUCGGUGCCAUUCCAUGUAACUGCAAGGAAGCUCACUCAGUGGGUCUCAUGUGGUGGAUGCUAGCCCAGGAAGUUCUGUGCAUGGGUGACAUCAUCCCCCAGGAGCACCUGUGGGAGGUCAUGCCUGAUCUCUAUUUCUACAUAGAACCAAAAGAGACUGAAAAGGAAGAGCCAUCUGUUGAAAAGGCCAUGACUGUGGAAGGAUCUCAGGAUGAAUGGAUUGCUCCAUUUCCUGAAUUCACUGCUGCUCAGCUUGAGGUCACAGACUGGUCUGAAGGCAGGCAGGUGCCCUCUAUGCCCAUUCAGCAGUUCCCUACUGAAGACUGGAGUGCCCAGCCUGUAACUGAAGACUGGUCCACUGCCCCCACUGCUGAGACCACUGAGUGGGUAGGAAUAACCAGAGUGCUCUUAAGCUGUUCUUCUACAGUCUCUUAG